CAUCCUCCUAAAUCCAACCACACAUCUCAAUUCUCUUUAUAUAAUCAAAUCACCUUCACAGCCAUUCCUACUUAAAACACAAGAGAAAAUCAAGUAGACGAUGGAGAGGAGUUUAUCAGAGAAUGGUUAUGGUUCUUAUGGCAGUGAAGAGGAGAUUUCAAUAACCAAGGGUCCAUGGACAGAGCAAGAGGAUUCUGUUCUCUUCAAUUACAUAACGCUCCACGGUGAAGGUCAUUGGAACUCUGUCGCUCGCUACACAGGCCUAAAACGAACGGGGAAAAGCUGCAGAUUAAGAUGGUUGAACUACUUGCGUCCUAACGUUCGACGUGGGAACAUAACCCUCCAAGAACAGCUCUUGAUUCUCGACCUUCAUUCACGUUGGGGCAACCGGUGGUCGAAAAUAGCGGAACACUUACCUGGUAGAACAGACAACGAGAUUAAAAACUACUGGAGAACGAGGGUGGUGAAGCAGGCUAAGCAACUGAAGUGUGACGUCAACAGCAAGCAAUUCAGGGACACGUUGCGCUUUGUCUGGAUGCCACGUAUGCUGGAGCGGAUCCAGGCUCAAGCAUCCUCCAACCAUGCUCAAACAACCUUAAACGACACCGCUCAAGCGCACAGCGAACCUUGUGGAGCUACCAACACCGGAUUGUUCUCAGAGGCGUCAUCUGCAAUUGAACUUCACGCGCCUUCUUUUUCUGACUCCAGCGCGUGUUACAAUUUGAGAUCGUGUAGUGCAGAAGAAGGUAGCAGUAGCAACCUGUAUAGCUACUCGGAGAUACCCGAAAAUGGUUUCGGUGGCGCCGACUUGUGGACUGAUGAAAAUAUUUAUUUUCUACAACAGCAGCUAGCUGAUGAUUUCUGAACGCGUCUUCUCAUAAUUUCAACUUAGCAAUGUCAACUUCCCCUCACAUUGCUCACUUGAAAUUACAGUAUGAAGCUCGUGUUAAUUAAUUCAUCCAUUAAUAUUGUAACAGAAUUCAUGUUUCUUUCAAAGUUAGAUGAAAUUAUUAACUUUAAUAAAAUUUCAUUUCAAUCUAUCAAUUAACGUAGUUUAAAUUGUGAUCCAUGUUACUUAAAUUAAUUUUAAGAGAACCGAUCGAUAUUUGUUAUUAAGCGUGCCUUGCACAAAUCAUACGUGUAAAUUUUUAAUAGAAAUAAAAGGUGAUGAGUUUAUUUCA
Cajanus cajan (pigeon pea) is the source of this 1181-nucleotide messenger RNA. RefSeq names its product transcription factor MYB2. The record is from RefSeq and is a predicted model, not a curated record. Gene Ontology annotation, biological process: regulation of DNA-templated transcription. Lineage: Eukaryota; Viridiplantae; Streptophyta; Magnoliopsida; Fabales; Fabaceae. Gene Ontology annotation, cellular component: nucleus. Gene Ontology annotation, molecular function: DNA-binding transcription factor activity; sequence-specific DNA binding.